UCGAACGCGGAGUCGGCGGAGUCGCGGAACCGGCGGUAGUGGAGACACUGGUCACUUUUGUGUAGAGUGUAGCUGUAGAGCGCAAUAGAGGAACGCAUCCAACACAAUCCAACAUCUUAUCGAAAUGGCGGAGAAAUCACGUCGUGUAGCGCAAACGGAAGAUUUAUCAAAUGUUGAAUUCGAAACCAGCGAAGAUGUCGAGGUUAUUCCUACCUUCGACAAUAUGGGUCUCCGUGACGAGUUAUUACGCGGAAUCUACGCAUACGGUUUUGAAAAACCAUCAGCUAUUCAACAACGAUCUAUUAAACCUAUCAUGAAAGGCAGAGACGUAAUAGCUCAGGCACAAUCUGGCACAGGAAAAACUGCUACCUUCUCGAUUGCGAUAUUACAAUCAUUGGAUACACAAGUACGAGAAACUCAGGUUUUGGUUUUGUCCCCGACUCGAGAACUUGCUACUCAAAUCCAAAAGGUUAUCCUUGCCUUGGGAGAUUUUAUGAAUGUACAGUGCCAUGCCUGCAUUGGUGGUACAAAUCUUGGAGAAGACAUCAGAAAGCUUGAUUAUGGCCAACAUGUUGUAUCUGGUACACCUGGUAGAGUAUUUGAUAUGAUUAAAAGGCGAGUACUCAGGACCAGAGCUAUCAAAAUGCUGGUACUAGACGAAUCUGAUGAAAUGUUGAACAAAGGUUUCAAGGAACAAAUUUAUGAUGUGUAUCGGUAUUUACCACCAGCGACGCAGGUUGUUUUAGUUUCAGCUACUUUACCACAUGAAAUUCUCGAGAUGACUAGUAAAUUUAUGACAGAUCCCAUUCGCAUUCUUGUCAAACGUGAUGAAUUGACAUUGGAAGGAAUCAAGCAGUUCUUUGUUGCUGUAGAACGAGAAGAAUGGAAGUUUGACACCCUUUGUGAUUUAUACGACACAUUAACAAUAACGCAAGCAGUUAUCUUUUGUAAUACAAAACGUAAAGUUGACUGGUUGACAGAAAAAAUGCGGGAGGCCAACUUUACAGUAUGUUCUAUGCAUGGAGAUAUGCCACAGAAAGAACGAGACAACAUAAUGAAAGAGUUUCGAUCUGGUCAGAGUCGCGUGUUAAUCACAACGGAUGUCUGGGCGAGAGGAAUCGACGUUCAGCAGGUGUCGCUCGUAAUUAAUUACGAUUUGCCUAACAAUCGUGAAUUAUAUAUUCAUAGAAUAGGCCGAUCGGGACGUUUUGGUCGUAAGGGUGUAUCGAUAAAUUUUGUGAAAACUGAUGACAUAAGAAUUCUUCGAGAUAUCGAGCAAUAUUACUCUACACAAAUAGACGAAAUGCCAAUGAAUGUGGCUGAUCUGAUAUAAAUGUGAAAUUUAUAUAUAUGUAUAGGUUACAUAUUUUACGUACAAAGAUUCCUUUAACUUCGAUUAACUUGAUAAUACAGUUAACACACAGAAGACAGUAUGAUUCUAUAAAUAAUAUAUCACAUGUCAACAAUUUCCAAAAUAUAGUUUACUUGAAAAUCCUUUAUCAUUUUCCUUAAAUUAUUUUUAGUAUAUAAUUAUACUACUCUUAUAAGAAUAAUGUAAUAGAGCAGAGUACUCUACAAUUUUCUGCAUCUUGUAAGUAAUAAAAUCUUGAACAUAAUAUGUAAGAGAACUAGAUUAAUCAUGCUUGUUUUUACUUCUGUUAAAAUACAUUAUUGAUAACAGUAGGUUUUUUUUAAUGAAAAUGAAGUAGAUUUCUCUUUUUCUACGUGGACUGAACAGAUUACUCGUGUAAACAAAUUAUAAGUAGGAAAUAGACUUUGUUAAUAAAGUA
Monomorium pharaonis (pharaoh ant) is the source of this 1790-nucleotide messenger RNA. Its product is annotated as eukaryotic initiation factor 4A-III. The transcript is spliced from 5 exons. The coding region runs from base 125 to 1333 and encodes 402 amino acids. Gene Ontology annotation, cellular component: nucleolus; catalytic step 2 spliceosome. The record is from RefSeq and is a predicted model, not a curated record. NCBI's taxonomy places the organism in Eukaryota, Metazoa, Arthropoda, Insecta, Hymenoptera, Formicidae. Gene Ontology annotation, molecular function: ATP binding; RNA helicase activity; mRNA binding.